UUACGUCCGUCCAUACAUCGAUUUGGAACGGGAAGAUUUUUGCAGAGCGGUCAAACGACGAGAGAAGGUGUUUUUAUUUCGACCGGCUGAAGGACCAACCCCGCAGAGAGCCAGUAGAGUGGAGUCUCUCCCUGGGCACGUGGCGUGUGAUGGAGGCAGUGAGGGAGGGGCCUAAGAGCACCCUGAGCUCUGGUAAAGUUGUGGCUCUGGCAGCGGGGCUGUCUGUAGGAGCGACGGUGGGAUACAUCGUCUACCGACAAAUCAAAAGCACCAGCCCUCCGCUGGCUAACACCGAAGAGUCCAGGAUGUCAGUACCUCUGGAGGUUUACAGGAACAUUACCAAGUACCAAGCCUCCUUCCUGGACCUGUUGAUGCAGAAGUCCGGUGCCCGCGUGAGGGUGCUCUCUGAGUCUUCGCAGGCAGGGGAGGGGGAGCAAAGUUCCCAGAAUUCAGUGUGUUUCCUGCUGCAGGGCUCACCUCAGCAGGUGCUGCUGGCCAGGUGUGCCCUGGAGAACCUGGCCACAGACUGCGAGACCACCACUGAAGUCAUGGAGGUGCCCCAGACCGCCUUCGGACGCAUCAUAGGUCGUGGAGGGGAGUCUCUGAAGCUCAUCACCAGGACAACGGGAGCAAGAGUCCUAUGUCCCAGGGAGAGGGGGCGGGGUCUAGAGAAGGGCAAGGUGUCCGUCACAGGGACAAGGCUGGAGGUCAGACAGGCCAAGGAGCUCAUCCUAGAGAAGGUAUUUGAGGAUGAGGCUGUAAGGAGGAGGAUUACCCAGUCCUCAGCACAGCGCCAGAAACGAAGACCCUUUGAGCCCCAGGGUCAAAGGUCAGAGGAACUGAAGCUGGAGGAGGCUCCACGAUCUCUCUGGAUGGAGGAAGGGGGGCUCGUCCAGGCUAACGGUGUCCAGACCGCAGUGGGAGCCCUUUCCCAGGCUAGAGGAGAGGCGGUACAGCUGGCUACAGAGGCACGAGAGGAGGAUGAUCUUCUGUCGCCUGACUCCCUAUCAGAUGUUUCUAAAUUUGAAAUCCCCAGUCCAGACCUGAGCUUCCAGCCAGAUGAACACCUGGAGGUGUAUGUGUCAGCGUCAGAGAACCCCCACCACUUCUGGAUCCAGAUCCUGGGGGUCCGCUCCCUCCAGCUAGACAAACUUACUGCUGAGAUGAGCCGCUUCUACAGCAACGGCACCCUGCAGGAGCAGCGAGUGGAGACCAUCGUGGUGGGGGACAUCGUGGCAGCUCCGUACCGGGACUACGGCACCUGGAACAGGGCGAGGGUCCUGGGGAUGAUGGGCUCUGGCCUGGUGGACCUCUACUAUGUCGACUUUGGCGACAAUGGAGAACUACCCAGGGAUAGUCUCCGGAGUAUGAGAAGUGACUUUCUCAGCCUACCAUUCCAGGCCAUCGAGUGCAGCUUAGCUGGAGUCGACCCGGCAGGUGAGGUGUGGAGCGACCAAGCCCUGGACGACUUUGAGCGCCUGACGUAUGUUGCCGAAUGGAGACCCCUGCUGGCCAAACUUUGCAGCUACACCCACUCUGAGGUCUCCUCUUGGCCAAGUGUACAACUCUACGACAACACAGAGGGCAAGGCUGUAGAUCUAGGAGAGGAGAUGGUGAGUCUGGGCCAUGCUGUACCUAGCCAGGAUAAUGGGAACGGGGGUGGCGACAGGGACGACCCUGGAACACUACAGAGGAUGCUGGAUGAUGUGACUGGAGCCACGUCGGAGCUAAGCCUGUCCUGCAUCAGCUUAUCAGAAGUUGCCUCAAUCUCAGGAAGCGUUGAUGAUGUUCUAGACGACGAGUUCGUCUGAGACCAAAGACAGACAUGUCAAGUUCCGUAUACCCUUCCCUGGUUUUUGUAGUGUGUAAUGUUUUUGUAAUAUAUGCACUGAUGUAAUUGAUCUAUUUUAAUGAUGAAUGGAUACAAAUUGAAAACGCUAUACUUUUUGUUAACAUGUCUUUAUUAGUAUUGGAAGAGUGCAAGACACAUCCCACUACACAAACAUUGGUGUUUAUUUUUCCUCUCACCUUAGCUUUCUUUCAGCACUGACCAUCCACUCUGCAUCAACUCCAUGUUAUGAAGUGGACACCUUCCCUCACCCCCAUGCCACCAACCCCCUCGCCCUCUUCGAGAAGCCUUACUUGACUAAUGCUGAAUCCCAAAUGGACCAUUAGCCCCAUACUCCUUGGCAUUUUCUGUUUAUCUGAAACAAUUGGAUGAUAACAAUUUUUGCAAAACCUCAGCGGGCAAGUUGAACCACUUACCAUGUGGCCUGAACCUAUCCGAUCACUACUGAUCUGCAGGAAUGGUUAGAGGUCGAUUUGGAAUGCAGACUGUGCAGCAGUUCUCCCAGCCAAUUUCAUUGAACUGUUGUAUUUCCCGAAUACGGGUUGAUUUUGGUUAUUGCCUUAUGCCUUUCAUGCAGUUAUGCCUUGUGCUGCUAUGUGUUUAUUGUUGAAGUUGCCGAAGAGAUGGAGAAAAAUAAGUUGAAUGCCAGUAUUGUUUAAGAUAACACGCUGAUAUGAGCCAUUCGAGCCCUAUAUUAGGUGAUUGUGGCUGUUAGAACAAAAUCAAUCUGUAAAUUAAAAUGUAAGCCUCUGUAGUAUUGUGCUUCAGUUUUAUGUUGUGAGAAUAAAGAUAUAAUACA
Messenger RNA from Salvelinus namaycush (lake trout), 2648 nucleotides. RefSeq names its product tudor and KH domain containing (gene tdrkh). Gene Ontology annotation, biological process: spermatogenesis. The transcript is spliced from 14 exons. The record is from RefSeq and is a predicted model, not a curated record. Lineage: Eukaryota; Metazoa; Chordata; Actinopteri; Salmoniformes; Salmonidae. The coding region runs from base 150 to 1811 and encodes 553 amino acids. Gene Ontology annotation, molecular function: RNA binding.